UUCUUCUUUAACCUUUCAACAUGGCUUCUUUGAAGUGGCAAAUAAUUUUCCUAACUUUUCUCUUCUAUCAACUGAAUGAGGUGGCAUCUGAGCCAAUGAAGCGCAUUGUGAAUGGCUCGAAUGCAGUUGCUAAGCAAUUUCCAUACCAAACAUUCUUAUAUACAUUUAAGAAUUACGGAUGGUAUGCAACUUGUGGCGGCGUUAUAAUAUCCAGCAGAGCGGUCCUAACUGCAGCCCAUUGUAUUGCUGACAAUGCAGCUGCAUUUUUUAUUUUUAUCGGCGCUGUAAAUUUAACGGAUCCAACAGAGCCAGGACAACAACGCGUGAUAGUAAAGCGAUCUUAUGUUGUAGUGCAUCCAGAGUGGGAUGAAUCUCAGCUCAUUAAUGAUAUAGCCCUGAUAAAGCUACCUGUCGAAGUGCACUUCAAUGAUUACGUUCAACCUGCCAAAUUGCCAAAUCCAAAGCAUCUAUAUGCGAAUGAAAUGGGAGUUGUUUCUGGCUGGGGCAACACAGAAUCUUCGGACACUGGCUCAGCUAUUCUAAAGUACUACUUAGUCGGCGUUUUACCGCUUGAUGAAUGUGCAACACAGCUGAAAGAAUUGAGGGGAUCUUCUAGCAUUGUUCCACAAUCAUAUAUUUGUCUAAAGCCAAGUGACAGCUCACCUUGUAAUGGAGACUCUGGUGGUCCAUUGGCUAUAAAAAACCCUGAUGGCCAUAGUACUUUACUGGGUCUUGCAUCAUUUGUCGUAGGAGCGUGUGAGACGAAUAAGCCUUCGGUUUAUACUCGAGUCUCAUCGUUUUUGUCGUGGAUAAAAAAUCAUACUGAAAUCUCUGGUUGAUUUUAAUUUUUGUUUACAAAACUAAUGACUUAAUUGUUGAUUCAGAUAAUAAAGUUUUUAAUGACAAUCAUUUAA
Messenger RNA from Drosophila sulfurigaster albostrigata, 914 nucleotides. Its product is annotated as collagenase-like. The coding region runs from base 21 to 839 and encodes 272 amino acids. The transcript has 3 exons. The record is from RefSeq and is a predicted model, not a curated record. Gene Ontology annotation, biological process: proteolysis. NCBI's taxonomy places the organism in Eukaryota, Metazoa, Arthropoda, Insecta, Diptera, Drosophilidae. Gene Ontology annotation, molecular function: serine-type endopeptidase activity.